Molecule: messenger RNA, 988 nt
Organism: Aphanomyces invadans
Lineage: Eukaryota; Oomycota; Saprolegniomycetes; Saprolegniales; Verrucalvaceae
Exons: 1
Coding region: 86-919 (277 amino acids)
Cellular component (GO): cytosol
Molecular function (GO): aldose reductase (NADPH) activity
Source: RefSeq, a predicted model, not a curated record
GUUGGGAGUGACUUUCGUCGCAAGUCUCAUACAGGCCGCCGCCUUGUCGUCGGCACCGUCAAAUCUCCCAGGUGACCAUUGUGCAAUGACGGUUCCCAUGCCCAAAAUUAUGUAUGGAACUGCGUGGAAGAAGGAGCGCACAGCGGAGCUAGUCAUCCAGGCCGUGGAAGCUGGAUUCCGAGGAAUUGACACAGCGUGCCAACCGAAGCAUUAUUUUGAAAAAGGUGUGGGCGACGCGCUUGCUCAGUUGUACGCGUCUGGCAUCGUCACGAGAGACCAAAUCUUCCUCCAGACCAAGUUCACGUCGUUAAAUGGCCAAGAUACGAAUCAACCGCUGCCGUACGACCCAAAUGUCUCUCUUGGCGAGCAAGUGCAUCAGUCAUUCUUGACAUCCAUGCGCAACUUGCAGACGAACUAUGUCGACUCAUUGGUGCUCCACGGACCAUUGUCAACCCAUGAAAAGACAAUGGAAGUGUGGCGCGCAAUGGAGCAGCUUUAUCACGACGGGAAAGCUCGGCGCAUUGGCAUUUCCAACAUGUACUCCCCGGAUGACUUCAUCCGUCUCUUCCAUGCUGCGACUGUGGCGCCGUCGGUGCUGCAGAAUCGUUUUUAUGGCGAGACCGGGCACGACACGCAGCUGCGCCAGUUUUGCCGUGAGAACAACGUACAAUACCAAAGCUUUUGGACGCUUACUGGCAACUCCCGCCAAGUACGCAGUGGUGAAGUCUCAGCGAUCGCCACCCGCCUCGGGGUGACCCCAGAGCAAGUGUGGUACCGUUUCGUAAUGGCGCUCGGGAUUGUACCGUUGUCUGGCACCACGAGCAAGCAUCACAUGGUGGAAGAUCUUGCUGUCGAGCAUCUCUCGUUGUCCAAGGAAGACGUGGCGACUCUUGCCCGCUUGAUUGGCGACGACGUGUGAGUGGUUACGUCGGUCGCACGACUCGACUAAAUGUGUAAAUCGAACAGUGAGUUGUGCGUUUGUCGUCGC